AAUUAAUAUGGCGGCUGUUGCUACGAGAGCGUAGGAGAAGUGCUUCUAGAUUUCCUUUCUCUGUUCUCCCUGUGUAACGGUGUCAGUGUACUUGGUAACGACAUGAGUAACAAACUUUCAAGCAAACCUUCCAGGAAGGAUCGCCCAAGAUCGACAGGUAAGCAAUUUCGCUGAGAUGACGCGCAAACCCAUUUUGAUAUCUCAGGUUACAUAAACUGUUUUUAUCUUUUAUCUUCUUGUGGUGUAUACUUUCUAUGUUCCUUUCACUUUUGCAUUUGAAAUCACAAACUUAUGAAAAAUAGGAUUGGAAAAUGUCAUCGCUAAGCCUUCUUGCAUGCACGAGAGACUGAGGUGCAUGCAUGUGAGAGGUUGAAAGAGAGUAGCCCAUUUUCUUGUAGAUGGGACACGCAAGCUAUCCCGAAUGGCUCUCGUCUGAGCUCUGUUGAUCGAAGUUGUAGUAAGAAAAAUACUUGGUUAACGACAAAAAAAAUUUUUAUUGCUAUGGAAGAUAAAUCUGGUCAUGCUUCGAACAACUCUGCUUUCUCGUACAUUGUUCAGGGUAGGAUAAUUUGAUUGUUUUUUUGCACCAUACUAAGAUAAUUCUACACUUUUUAAAGGAUAUAUACAUGUAGGGGUUGCUCUAGGUGAGUAACUUAAGUAUUAAAGAAAAUGUCUUUAAACGGCAUAACUUUUCCAUGAACAGGGCCAUUGCACAAAUCUAAACUUAGUUGGAGAAAGGUGUACAUUCAUAACUGAACCUGUAGCUGAAUCUUUGGUGAAAGAUACCUAAUGUGGGGGGUGGUACUCUCCUUUAAAUAUUUGAGGGUUACACAUAGUCAUUACUAAGAAUGAUUGUCAACUUUGGUGGAGAUCACAGAAAACCAUCGAUGAGACUUGUUAACUAUAAUUAUUAUUAUUAAAAGGAGGAGGCUCGAUAUGAAUAUCGUUAAUGAGUGUCUUGAUGACAUUUUCCAGAUAAGAGUGCUAAAACUAAAAAGAGAGAUGGUGGUACCCCUGAUAAGAUGAGUUCACCAAUUGGUUCUGCCGUGCACAUUCCUGAUGAAUUAUGCACAGGACCAUCUGUUGGGAAGGUCAUAAGUGGAGAUGAUAUUGAUUCUCUGGCAAUCAAUAUGGACGAAUUGAAAAAGGUAGAAGAAAAAUAAAGAAAAUUUUGUUUAAGGCAUGCUUCACUUACUAAAGGUUAAAAAAAAAACAUUUGAAAGGAAGCGUGGUAUAAUUUAGAGAAAAAUGAAUUUGAGACCCCAAGAUGUGGUCAUUAAUUGCUUCAAACUGUCAACCUGUUACUUCCAGUUGGCAAGUGGUAGGCUUUGUCCUGCUUAAUUGGAAAUUCCCCAUGUUGAUAAAUAAUACAAUUACUGAGACUCUUUCUUGCAAUUAUCAGGUGAAGCAUAUUUUUUUCCCUGGUAAUUAACACUUAUCACUGAUUUAAAUCCUUUCCAACUACAUACAUUAGUCAUUCUACAAUUCUGGCUGUAGCUGCGGCCUUGAUAUGUUAUGAUGUUGAAGGGUUGUCUUUGGUGAAGGUGUGCAGUAAGCUGUUCACUUUUGUUUAUAAGCAAAAGUCAUAGUGAGUGCAAACAAAGAAACAGGAAGGUUAGAUCAACCUUUCAGUAUCCAGUUAGUCCAUACUGGACUCUAGAUUAAGCUAAUGAAGACUUGUAUGUGGAUAUAAUUAUAGUAAUCUUUCUUGGAAAUGAAGGAUGUACACUUUCAGGUUGUCUGGCAAAAUAAUAACUGCCACAAGUUUUGUCACAGAAAGUCAAAGAAAACACAGUUGAAUUAUUUUCAUUGUAAAUGAACUUGAUUCUUGUCUACUCUUAUAUGUUGUGGAACAUUUGAAGGAUCAAACGGUCAUUUCCUGACUUAACAGGUCCAUCCUCCCAAGAGACCAGCAGUCCCAAAACCAUCAAGAACUCUUGUGGUGCGAAAGACACGACUCAAGCCCUCAGUGGAGCAGAAUCAACCUGUGGGAAAGAGGUAUUUGCAUUAGCAAUUACAUUGACAUGUAACUAUUGAAAAAAAAAAAAAAGGAACUCAAAAUUCUUCAAGAUCUGAUCAAGAUAAAGAAGAAUUUAUGGGAAAAGUUCAGAUAAGUCAUAUAAUAUCUCAUCUUUGAAAUGAUAUAGAGUGUUCUUUGAAUAACAGAUACAAGAUAAUUGGUAUUAAAAGACUAAUUGUGUUACAUUAACCCUUUAACUUCCAAUAUCUCAUUAGUAGUUCUCCUUACUGACUGCUAUAUAGUUCUUGAGAUAACAGUUUGGAGAAUUUGGUUUUGAAUCAACUAAUAAUCCCCAAAUUAAUAUUUUUCUUUAUUCUCAUCACUUGUCUGCUUGAUAUUGUGAUGAUAUUGGAAGGAGAAAUUCUGUCUUGGUCACUCAUGGGAGUUAGAGGGUUAACAAUUAUGAUUUAUAAUCAUGAUGUUUUGGACAUCAAGGUUAUUAGCAAAGACAUGUACAUUUUGGAAAGUGAGAAAAACAUAUUUCAUCAUUUCGUGUGUAACAAAAAGCAAAUUUUCUUAUUUCAGGGUUAAAGGAGUUCUUUUUUUUUUUCAGUAUGACUGUUGCACGACCAGCUCCUUCAGAUGCACCUUUAGUAUCUACUCCCCUUAUUGGUAAGGCAAUACCUAGUAAAUGUCUUUUGUAUAAUUGCUCCAGUGAUUAUAGAGAUGUGUGCACUCUGAUUGGUUGAGGAUUACAUUGUAUCUUGCAAUACUCACCUCCUGGUGAUUAUAGCAGGAGCACAAAUUUCAAAAUGGCUGCCUUGAUAAACAUGAUAGAAGAAGAUACAAUUCUGAAGAGCACACAAGAAGCUAAUAAGUUUGGUGUAACACUUUUCUAAAGAAGGGUAUGGAGUUUUUGCUGACGGAAUUAAUAGUUAAACUUGUUUAAUUCUUGUGAAAACUGCUUAUCUCAAUAUGAGUAAUCCAGACAAUUAUAAAAGAAUUUACAGUUUUCAAUUUACAAUAAUUUUACAACAGAAUUUGAAAGCACCCAAGCAAUCAUACUAAAAAAAAUUAUUCGCCUUAGGCAUAAUUAUGUGCUUUGUCUUGAGGAUUAUUCAACAAUAUUCACUGCCUUCAGCAAAUAAUUGGUUAAUAAUUUUUAAAUAUCCAUUUCUUUAUGGAUGUUUUAGAUAACUUUUUCAUGUAUGUAGACAUUUAUUAAACAUUUGACACUUUCUUGACAGCAGAACUUCUUAAAAGCACUAAAUUAAAUGUAAUAAAUGUUUAUACCUUUAAUUUCCCAUAAAAAUCUUUUACCUCUGUUGCACAAGACCAUAUGUCACUCUGCCAUAAUGUUCACUUUGUAGACAUCUUCCUUUAUUGUUAGUUCUUUUAUAGUUAUCCCAGAGGUUUGUUUCAUUAAUUUUAGUUAAUAUUAUAAAUUAUCCAAUAUAAUAUUAUUUUGCACUUUUGUCAAAUAAGGUACAACUGGUCCAAUUUUUGAUGAGGAUGGACAAGUUUUGACUCACACCAUACUGGGAUCUUGGGAAGACUUUCAACAGGAAGCUAUUAAGAGAGGAGAUAUUGAGGUUAGUGUUACUCUUGGUAAGCAGUUACUGUAUGAAAAAAGGACUGCUGUUUCUUAAAAAGGAAAUUUGAGCAAAGCAAGGCAAGUAUGAGGAGACCCACUUAAAACAGUUCCUCCCUGAAAUAUUUUGAUGUUUUAUUUUAGUUAUAAACUGCAAAUGUUAAGUUCAUAGUGAAUUCAUCGUAUUACCCGAUGGUAAAUGCAAUCUUGAAUUAUUUGUAUACCCUUCAACAGAAUAGUUUCUUCUUUAUUUUCAUCUUUCAGAAUCUCCCUCCAUUCUCUGGACACAAGGUAUUGUCAUUAAAAGGAACAAAGCCCUAGAUCAUGCCAGGUGUCAGGAAGAAAUAUUCUGACAUUUAUUUUUAAUUAAUGGGAAUAAAAUAUGAAAUAAUAAUAAAACCAGUUAUCCCUUAUUCAGAUAUUAAGUAAUUAAAGAUGUAAAGGGAUUCUUUCAAUACCAAGUAUUUCAUUUAAGUAUCCAGUUUGUUUUAUGACAUUCUAAUAUUCUUGUAGUUUGGUGCUGGCAAAGUUAGGCCAUCAACUAAAGAUGCAGAAAAGGAAAAGAAGUUCUCCAGUCAUGUUUGGCAAACAAAGGUAAGUGCAUGUAAAGUUUGAAAUAUUAUAAAAGUUUCUUUUAAGAAUUUCAUAAUUUUUAAGUAAAGCAUUUAAAUGGCUUGACAAAAGCCACUGCACUGUGGUUGGUAAUUGUGAAGAGCAGCCCCUCUUCUGGCUGUUGGCCAACUGUCAGCCAACAAAUAACUGAUAGGCAACUGAAUUGUACAUGAAAGGCUACUGACAUAUAAAUGAUAGGCUACUGAAAUAAAUGAUGGGCUAUUGACUUAUAAAUGAUAGAUUUCUGACACAUAAAUGAUAGGGUACUGACAUUAUAAAUGAUAUAUAGGCUUCUGACAUAUGAAUUAAUGAUAGGCUGCUGACAUAUGAAUGAUAGGCUACUGAAAUAAAUGAUAGGCUACUGACAUCUGAAGUAAUGAUAGGUUACUGACAUAUAAAUGACUGGCUACUGACGUAUAGAUGAUAAGCUACUGACAUACCAAUGAUUGGAUACUGACACAUAGAUGAUAGACUACUGACAUAUAAAUGUGUAGCUACCAGUUUACCAUGGUCGCAAAAAAUUUUACUGUAUUUUAUAAUAUCAGAGAAUUAUCAUCCAAAGUGUUUUCUCAUCUGAUGUAGCAUCUAAUUUUGUCUACAGAAGUGUGGAUGAUAUAUAAGGUUAAUACCUAACAAUAAUCUUGUUACCCACAACUUACCUGCAGCAUACAGAUCACCAACAGAUUAAUAAUUGUUGGCCUACAAGUAUGCCUAAAACUUUGGCUGUCAGGUUUUUUCAAGAGUUUUUCUCCACCGAUUCCCUGUUGCUGGUGGUCUUACUUUCCUUAAUUUGGCAGCUAGUUCCUUUCCUAGUCACAGCUACCCGUGUGCCUAUAUAAUGAAUAAAAAAAGAAAUGUAAUCUGUGAGUCAGAAUAACUUACAGUUAAAGUAAAGCCUAAUUUCUGUUUACAGGACUUUUUUUUUUCAAUAGUUUGGUUUAUAGUAAACUUUUGUUGAGCAAAAUUGAUACUGUUCAGACAUAGAGAAGAUGCCAAUGAUGUGAUUUACAUAUAUUAGCCUGUUUUUCUUUUCAAAUACUUCCAGAUAAUUUAUACAAUUUUUUUGUAAUUUGAGACUCCAUUAUUUUAAAUAUUUCAUAAUUAUGUCUGACACAUUUAAAAAAUUAACUUUAAAGAUUAUGCAUCACAAUGUAAAUUAAAAUUAUAAUCUUUUAUGUCAUUGAUCAUUUUGUCUUUAAUAAUGUCUUUCUUGUUUUCCCAUUAAAGAUCAAUGAAAGUAAUGCAUUGAAAAACUGGCAAAGACAGAUGAUACAGAGGAAGAAACAACAACAUCAUCUAGCAAGUAAGUCAACAAGCCAUCAUCAUUUAUUAUGGCUUAUGAACUGAAUUCUCUUAAGAAAUAAUAUGCACAAAGGCUAUCAAUAUCUCUGGCCUCUAGUGUUGAACAUUACUCUGACUUGUGGUUUCUAUAAACUCAAGAUUAAUGUUAGAAUAUUAUUCUUUGAAUUCAUUUAUUGUUCUUUUAUCUAGAUGCACUAAACACAUCAACAGAUAUGUUGGUUAUGAACCAAAGCGAGGAUUAUAGAGAAACACAAGAAGACAGGUACAUUUAACCCAAUUAAAUGAAAUGAAAAUUUUUGGCAGUGGUAAUUAUCUCAAUUACUUUUUAAUGGCCUUGAAGCUGAAAAGAAAAGUUGAUAUUCAGAACUGAUGGUUUUAUUUUAUCAUUUACUUUGAAAGGUAUGCCAUUGACAGAUCCAUCCCAUCAAUGGAUUAUGGAAAAGGAUGUAAGUUUAAGAAGUUGAAAUAAUUUUUAAGCGGUAACUUUUUCUUUACUUCAUAUUUCAUGUUUUUUUUUUGUUUUGUUUUGUUUUUUUACACCAAUUUGGCUGAUAAGCAUAAUCAUUUGUGAAUUGAUGAAUUUAGACAGCAACACUCUUUAAGUAAGGCUGCUUGUUAAAUUUCUAAAUUCUUUUGUGCAGAUCGUGUUGGUAGUGAGUUUUGGAAACAGGCCGAGCAAAUAGGAAAUGAUGAAACAGGGAUCAAGUAAGACUCCAUAAUCAGCUUGAUUACUUUUAUGAAAAGUUAUGGAUUUCAAUAAUGUAAGGCUGUGCUUUUUGUUUUUAAAUCAUCAUCAAUACCAUCACUCUUGCAAGUCAAAGAAGUUUGGACUGCACUGGCCUGAAUAGAGCAUUGCAGUGUGUUGACCUCAGCUUGAUCAAGAACAUUGAAACUACGAUCACUUUAGUCAGGGUUGCCUUUCUACUGAUUGUUAGACAGUAUUCCCAAGGAGUUUUCUUAACUUCUACAUCGAAUCAAUUAACCACAAAUUUUAAUUUUGGUUACUUUUUUUUUAAUUUGUCUUAGAAUGAAGUGUUUAGUGUUUAACUUGAUAUUCAUUCACAAAAGCAGGAGACACCUGUUAAGUUUGGUGCCUCACCGCUUCUUUGAGGAGUAAUAUGAUUGUUUGAUAAUUUUAUUUGAAUAAGAAGACUGUUAUAUUGAUUGAUGUCAUCUCUGUAUGUAGUAUGACUUUGACACAGACUGAGCGAGGCUAUCCACCUGCCAUUGAACACAUUGGAAAACCCAUAUACAUCAAGAAUGAAAUGGGUAAGGAACAAUUAAGGCUGAGUUCAACCACUGUUGCUGCCAUUCAAUGUUAAUGGCAACAAUUUGAAUUUUCAUGCCCUUUCUGCAUUUGAAGCAAUUGGAGGGCUCAGAGCAAGAACGAUCCCUUGAUUUUUUGGCCAUUUUUGAAAGUGUCCACAUGCCAAAAUUCAACUACUUCUGAACACUUUCAAAAAUGGCCGAAAAAAUCAAGGGAUCGUUCUUGCUCUGAGCCCUCCAAUUGUGUGAAGACAUUUUCUUGAAGGGGUGAUAAAAGUAAGAAACAAAUUUAUUGUUGAGAAGAUAAUGUAUAAGGAAGAAGGAAAGGAAUCACCUUUUUAAAACUAAAAGCAGACUUUUCACUGUCACCAGGUAGCUCUGUAUGUUCUCUUUAGUAGAAGCUUUUUAUUAUUUUUUUGAGGAAUCUCUGGUGGUCCAUGGUUUUGUUUGAUGAGGUUGUUAAAUAAUUAUUUGCUAUGAGCAGAGCUUUGGGCUAGCUUGUAAAAUUUUGAGAGUCAGUGGUACGGUGUGACUCCAGUUGUUGUUUUUUAGGCAUAGAGUGGUCCAACACCCAUAGGUCAGUAUCAGUGCACUACCCCUGGCAGAAGUCUAGUUAUCUUCAGGAGAGAACUACACAGCUUCAAAAUGUUUUAAAUGAGUUAGACCCACACCAACCAGUAAGUGAAGCAAAGUGCUGCAGUAUUGUCUCUAACAUUUCCAGGUUUUUGCGUGUGAUGGGUAUCAAUUUUACACAAUUGUUGUCCUCUGUAGAUGGCUAAUCUAUACUAUAGUAAAAAACUCUACUGUAUGAAGUGCUAGGAAGUCCCUUCUUUUGUUCUGUGGAUUGUUCCAUUUGAGAGAAAUCUUGUAAUGAUAAGGCUGAUGCUGUUGGGUUAUUUGACCUACAUUUUGUACUUCAGUCUGUUGCCCAAACUGCAGUCCAGUUUACUUUAUUAUAAUCACUUUUUGUGAGCAUGUGUACCUUUAGAUCAGUGUAUGAAACAUAUGUUAUUGUAAUAUUAUGCAAUCAUUCUGCAAAGUUCUCCAUCUGUCGUACACUUUUUUUAAUAGUUUAGUAAGUGUUAAAUGCUGCCAGGUUUUCCUCUAUUGCAAAUGCUAAUCAUGGUUUUCUCUUUCAGUACAUUGAUGAUCUUGAAGUGAUUGGAACAAAUCAGCCUCAGCAUUCAUCCAAGUUCGACAUGAUGUCCAUAGUUCAAGAGGAAGAAGAGGAGGAAAGUGAGGCAAUGGAUGAAACUGUGCUUCAAAGGUUAGUCAUUCUAAAUUUCUUGUAGCAUUAUCUUAAGACCUCCAGUUAAGGGUAGAACCAACACAAACAUUUGUAUUUCAAAAGUUUGUUUAAAAAGAUAUAGCUCCAUGCCAAUUGGGAUGGAAUUAAAAAAAGCAGUUAAGGACAUAAAACUACUUGUUGUGAUUAACAGGAACACAUUUCCUGCAUGUACAUGCAUGUAUCAAUCUUAAAGAUUAAUACACACACAAGAACCAAGCAGAAACAAAGAAAAUUUUGUUUGUGGUAUAGCAUCCUUAGAUAAAGCAUCAUUGUACCCAACCAUAGAAAAGCCAGAUGCUAUAUUAUUUGGGUCAACAUAAAACUCAUCUCAAGUUUGCUAUAAAUAUUAUACACCAUCACACUUAUAUUUAGUCCAUGUUUAUUCUCAUAUUACUGUUAACAUGAGUUGCUUAUUCCUAGGGACCCUUUGGCAAAUAUCGCUGAUGUUGUACCUCAGCCAAUAUUUGGACCAUCAUUAUCAAUUGGUGGUCACACAGCUCAGUGGAAUGGUCCAAGGUCAGGAGGCAGUGAGAAAGCAGGGGUGGCUUGCCGUGUGAUAUUUGAUGCCAAUGUUGGAGACAGGGUCACUUCUCACCUAAAUAUCUGCAAUGAUGGAACAACUGCAGUGUACUUUUCUUGGAAGGUAUUGUUCACCACCUGUCCUCCCUCUUGUUUAUAACCUGAGUCCUAGAAGACUUGCAGUUGUCAUGUUGUUCUGAUUUCUGUAGGAGACUUUGUGAGAUAAUCUACCAUGUACAACUUGUGGUUAGAAUUAUCAGAAAAUAAUGAGUCUUGUAUCAAUUAAGAGAGCUUUCAAAACUGCAUCAUAUUAAUUAAUAAACAGACAUAUAAUUAAGGAUUAUACAUGUUACUUUCCUUUUUCAAAAAAGUACUAAGUGACCAGUUUUUUUUUUUUUAGUGCUUUGGACAGUAAGUGAUUUGACAAUUAUGAUAAAAUUGAUAUUGAAUUCAUUUGAAUUAGGAAAUUAAGACCUGCAAUGAACAGAAUUAUGUGUAAGCCUACCACAAUAUGAAUGUGAUAACUUUUUAUUGUUACCAUAACAGUUUUACUGUUUUUAUAAUUACUCAUUGCCAACUCUUCCUUCAAAAGUUACACUGAUAUGCCCUUCAAAUAUAAAAAUCCUUGCCACCUUUCAGACAGAUGUAAUUCUAGUAUGUUUGUGAAGGUAUUUUGUUUACUUAACCUAACUUUCAUACCACAGAAAAUUCCACGGACCAAUGUACUGGGGACCAAGCUUGCAGGACAUGCUCAAAGGUUUUACUUUGACACCAAGAGUGAUGUAAUCUUACCAGGAGAUACUUUGAAGUUCCCAUUCAUAUUCAAAUCUCCAAAUGCUGGGAUCUUCACUGAGACAUGGGAACUGAUGACAAGACCUACUCUUUGUGGUGGGGCUCCCAUAAGGAUCACUCUAAGAGGUAAUGAAAAUGGCAAAUAUUUAUAGAUUGGUUUUUUUGCUUAUGUUUCUUAUUUUUCAGUCAGCCAGCACACUUCACUUGGCUUUCUUUGAUCCAGUUGCUAAGACUGCCUUGUUUUUGGUUCAAUGACAUUAAUUUCUGGUGUUGGGUUUUUUUUUUCCAUGGGGUAAAGUUUUUAGACCAAAAGGAGAUUGCUGUGAAAUUAAAAAAUGUUUUAAAUCAAUUUCACUGCAAGUAAACUAUGAAAUAAACCAAAAUUUAAUUUGAAGAAUAUUCCAUUUCUUUUUUAAGAGCAGUCAGCUGUAGGAGGAUUGGAAUGAUUUGGUUGGAUAAGAUUUUAAAAAAAUUACAUCUUCAUCAAAUAUUAGGGCUAUCAUAGAGUGUAUGGUUUGUUUGUAAUUAUUGGAUGGGUUGUGCUGAAAUAUUCUCGUUUGUCCACAUGUUUGGUAGAUUGCAGUGUUAGGAUUAGUACUGCUGUUAGUUGUUUGUGAGUAACAAGCUUCAGCUAACCUCGUCAUCUUCAGAUGACUCGCUUUAGUCAAUUUAAACACCACAAUUCACAUGGAGAGGGAUCAUUAUUGUUCAGUGUGGUGAGAACAUGGACCAAAGUUACAGUCCUCAGUUUCUGUAGAACAUAAAACAUGGUUACUGCCAUUAACAAAAGCUGUCUGUAAUAAUGAAAGAUUGUGGUCCUAUGAAAGUGUGGUCAUGCAGUUAAAAGGUGGUAAGGUACAUGUACCAGCUGGCGGCCCGAUAUCAGUCUUUUUAUUUUUAAAUCUCUUUCAUUUAUCGUCGUCAGAAAACUGUUUUGUACAACUUUUUUUUUUUACUUAACGUUAUAGGAUACUUUAAAUUAUGUCUAAAGACACCCUCUUGAUACUUGGCUUUGUUCUUUUCAGUUUACCACCAACAACUCAUCACAUACAUUUCAUAGAGCAUUUUUAGCAGCAAGUUAAUUUACUUGCAGGUGUAGCAUUAGAAGAGGACAUCUACAAGGAAGCCAGGCAGCAAAUUGAGGAUGAUUUGGCUCACAGAGAAGCAGUGGAGACUGCAACAAGACUUCUUGAAGAGAUCCUUGAUGGUGUUCGUACUCCUGAGAGAGCCAGGUCCCCAGUGGAUGCUUAUAUCACGGUGAGUUGUGUCAGUGAGGAUGUAGGUACUUGGGAAAGAGUUAGUGAGGGUGGAAAUUUUAUUAAUAACCAUUUUCUUUAAUAUUUCAUAUUCACAUGCCUUUGAUAAUUACAAAUUUUUAAAGUGACAGUUCAUCAGAAAUGUUUAAGUGAAAAGAAAGAAAACAUAUGGGUUUUGCAAUGUCUGUUUAGCUUGUAUUUUUUCCCACUGAAAAUUUGACGUUUAAUGUCAGUUGACAUGAAAAUGUACUGCCAUGAGGAAUUGGAACCCAUUGUUGGUGUACAUGUAUGCCUGUGAGAUAAUACAAAAUGAAUUGUUUAGCACCAAUGUACCAAUACAUUUCCCUUUUUGUUGUCAUAUUAAAUUGGAAUAACUCUUGUUUGUGGCUUAGUUUAUGAAAAUAGAUUUACUAAUUGUUACAAAAUGAUACAACCAUCCCACUAUAAAUUAAAAUUUCAUAUUUUAUAAUAUACUGUUUGGAUUUUUCAAAAUAAUUGCUUUUGAAAAUUACCUGUCAUAAUAAUUAUAAUUAUAAUGUUUUAUUUCAGGAGGAAGAGAUCUUUGAAAGAGCUAAUCAAGGGGUGAGAAUUAAAUUUACACUCCAACCCAACACACUGGAAAUGAUACAAAUUACAAAAUAUGAGUAGUCCGUAUCAACAUUUAAGAUUUUUAGUUUCUUUAUGAAGUCAGAAUUGAGAUGACAUUAUACUGUAAUCUGCUCAUAAUCUUCUCCCAAAUCACAGGUGGUUGACUUAAGGAUUAAAAAUCUCAAUAUCAAUGGUUCUUUUGUGUUUUCACAGAUGCAUUUCCAGGAUGAGGUUGUUGGGGAAUUGAAGCAGAUUUAUGCACAGCUUGGAGACCAUGAAGAGUGGGACUUGUCUAUAGAGUCCCUUCAACAGGUAACACUUUUGGUAUAAUAAGUCAUUCUGACAUGGUGUAUUUAACAAAGAGAUUCUAUAUGUAUAAUUUUAUACAAAUGUUGCCAUAUUUUUGUUCUGAUAUAGAUCACAGAUGACAUCAAAAAGGGGCAAAAACAAAAAAUGUGGCACAAGGCAACAGCAGUGUGUGUCACUGAGUCAGUCAAGAAGACAGUUCUUGAUAACUAAAUCAUGUAUUCCCUUUCCAAUUUAUUUUUAACUGUUUUCAUUUUUUGUAGAAAAUCAUGUGCAUUGAAGAUGCUGAUCAACGUGAUAGCCUGCUCCAGACACUCAAUAGCUCUGUAUCAACCUUAUCAUUCCCACCAAUGACUCCUAUUAAACAAGCCAUGUAUGCUGCAGGGUGAGUUAUUUACUGUACCAAAAAAUCAACAGAUUGAGGGCAAACUAGGGACCACUCAAAGAUUUAAUCACAGCAUGAUUGUUAACAGAGAAGAGUAGAUCAUGUAUAGAAAACAACCAAGAGCAAGCUGGGGUUAUUUUUGAAAUUAGUAUUUAUCAUUUAGAUAUGAAUUAAAUAUGCAUUCACUUAAAUUAGAAAAUAUGCUUUUACUUAAAUACACAUUUUUAGUAUUAUUUAACCAGUAACAUAAAUUUAUUCACUUUAAGUCACUUACUAUGAUAUAUACAAAAGUACAAAAUCAAGUUAUAGAUGAUUCGUACCCCUUUAGUGUAAUAAAUUAUAGAAAAUGAAUGGGUAAUUUAUAAAUGUAGGCUGCUGCUAGUUUUUUUUCCUUUUGACCUCUAAUUCAACUGAAAUUGGCUGCAAGGAAUUACUUUUUUCUAUAUAUAUAUAUAACCGUUUAUUGUUGCCUUUUCCGGUACAUUCAGUGCAUUCUGCAUUAUAUUCCUUUCUAAUUUGGCUACUUCUUUUGGGUUAUGUUCAAAAUAUUCCCUAUUUCAAAGAACUACAUGUCUGAAGUUACUUAAUUUGAAGAGUAAAGCCACACCAUUCCCAGUAUUUACUUGUCUUAAAACUGUAUUUAGAUAUCAAUUACUUUGUGAGAUGGUGGACAGUAUUGUUGGACAGGCAAACAUGAUACGAUCCAUUCUUGGUCUUCCCGAGAGAGAGCUUGUGGAGGAUACUUCACAAGAGGAAGGUUAGAAACCUAGCUGUAAUCAUGAUCAGUGUUCUUGAGUCUCUUACAUCCUGAUCAGUCAGGAUUACUACUGUUGAGUUAGCAUUAACAACAGUAUUUGUGAAAUCUCAGUUUAUUCAGCUUUUUUGUUUUUAAUUAGCGGACAAAAGACUGCGCAAAGGAACAAUUUCUGAAACAAAAGCUGCUGAAAGUCGAAAAGGAGAUAAAAAAGACAAGAGAGGAGGAAAGCUUUCUGAAAUUGUGAGUUUAGAUUUUGUCCAGUACUGUAGUUCAGGAGCUAUGUCAUAAUUACAGAGAACCCUUGUUGUCAAUGAUGAUUUUACUAGGCCUGAUUUAAAAAAUUGGAAAUCCAAUAGACUUAACAAAUCACUCAGUAUUUAGUGUAUUGUAUCCAGUCUCUCUAGUUAACUUUUUGCCACUGGGCCAGACAAACAAAAAACUCAAAUUUAGAGAAGGAAUUUUGGAAUUGAUGUAAUUGUACUGUUGGUGUUAAGUUUUGUUGUAACAGUUGCCAUAAAUAUUUCAGAGUGAAGAAAAUCAUGAACAUGAAGAUUAUCAUUUCAAAAUGGAUCUUGGCAUGUUUGUUAGUAGUGUCGUGUGUACUUGUUACCAAAAGAAUGCACACAAUCCGCACUUAAAGUGCUAGUGAAAUUUAUUUAGAAAAUGUGUACUGCAUUUUGUAAGACUACACUGUAUGUUAACUGUGAGGAAGGAAAAUAUAAAAAUGCAUCCUAGGAACCUAGCUGUGUUUAAGCCCUUGUGAACCCAUAGACCCUGACAUUGUCAUAUACCAUAGUUUGAAAUCCAUCAAGAUAUGUAAGAUACCAUAUUAUCUAAAACAGUUAUAUCACAUUUUUUGGGGGUUUAAGCUUUAUCCAAGUUAUGUUUGUUUUUUGUGUUGCAUGAUUGCAAGGAUCGUCCAACUUCCACCCAACGCUCCAAGUUAUCAGCCAAAAAAUCAGGAAGAGGUGACAAUAUUUAAUUUUUUAAAUUGUGAUAAUUCAAUUAAAGAGAAAAAAAAAGAAACAUGCUUAGGCUGAAGCCUUCAGUAUUUUUCCAUUAAUUAGUUGUUCUGAGUUACAAUCAUAUAAGGUAUAAACAAUGGAACUCUACAUGCAACACAAGUGCAAUAUGUCUUCAGAACAGUUUUCAUCUCAACUCUUUCCCUUGAUAGGUACUAGCACACCAUCAUCACAGUCCAAAUCAGCUCUCAGUGAAGCUGCCGCAGAAAGGACUGGGGUGAGAAAUUUCUUAUUGGUUCAGAAAUAUCUAACAAUUUGAUGAGAAAGUCCUCCUUUAUUUUUUUUGUUAAACAAUUUGGCAAUUUAAAUUCCUUUGCGACUUAAUCCUAGGAAUUAAAGUAGUUUUCUCAGAAAAAAAAAAGUUAAUAUUUUAGAUCGAAAUAAUUUUCAUAUUUAGUUAACUGUUUUGUUUUUAAGCUCUUUCAGUACUAUAAAUUGUCUAGGUUGCAUUUAUUGCAAUUUAAAAUAGUUUGUUUUCUUUCCAUAGAAUCAUGGAAAACCACCAAACUUUCCUUGAAUGUUCAAAUAAUCCUCCAAAAAACAUUUCAUGUAUUGUUAAUCUCUUUCCUGUGAUCAGUUGGUUAAUGGGAUAUUUGUCAAAGUCAGUUGAUAAGUUACAUGUUAUUUACCUGAGAAUAAAAAUACAGCUGCUCAGUUUUUAAAUUGCUCAGAAAAGCACAUAACAUGCAGCUAUGUUUUAGGCUAAAGAUGUUGUUGUUCAUUAUGAUUAUAUAGUUAAAUCAACGUCUAAUCAUUUGUCUCACGUUGUUGAGUCAGACUAUCGAUUGUUGUGACAAACAACAUUUCGACUGUUAAACUGCUUGUCUAUAUCGGGCGACAUGUCACUUUAGUGACAGCUUAUUCAGAGGAUGAUAAUCUUCUGGAAAUUCCACAGAAGUUGAAUGAAAAUUGAAAAUAAAGUUUAUGGUAUAUGAUGUACUGAGACAUGGAUUUUGAUUUAUUUUUCACGUGUUUCAGACCCCAGUCAGUGUGGAGGGAUUAACAAUUGAAAAUACUGUCGACCCCGUCUUAGAAGCAAAGUACAAGGAGAAACUUUUUACGCAGGUUUGAAGAUUGUUUGUACUUGUUGUUAAAUAUAUUGAUUACUUGUGCUACAGUUCAGAGUUCUCUUGGUUUAAACCCGCCAAUGAAUGAAAGAAACAACAAAUUUACCUGUUACUAGGAGUAGUUUGUCACAAGCCAUAUUCAUUUUAGCAAAUCUAGUUCUUGAUAGUCUUUCAACAAGUACAGUGAAAUAGAAUCAUGGCAAUGAAAGGCAUGCAGUGAUCCUCAUUUAAAGGUUUUCGUGCAAUGGGUGUGAAUUCCAGCCCUUUUUUUGUUUCAAAUUAUUUUUACUUGUAUGAGAUAAAUUUUAAAAUUUUUUUAAUGUCUUGUAUGUUGUGUGUUUCAUCAGACCUAUGCCCUUGUGGUGGAUACGUUUGAAAGAAUGGACUUGGUUUUUGAAGACAUAAAAACUGCAGAAUCAAGGUUAUCAGGUCUAGAGUAG
Pocillopora meandrina is the source of this 15151-nucleotide messenger RNA. The record is from the annotation of a GenBank genome assembly. NCBI's taxonomy places the organism in Eukaryota, Metazoa, Cnidaria, Anthozoa, Scleractinia, Pocilloporidae.